Messenger RNA from Fusarium subglutinans, 1464 nucleotides. RefSeq lists its product as uncharacterized. The transcript has 4 exons. Bases 1 to 1464 code for a protein of 487 amino acids. Lineage: Eukaryota; Fungi; Ascomycota; Sordariomycetes; Hypocreales; Nectriaceae. The record is from RefSeq and is a predicted model, not a curated record.
AUGAGCAAGGAGAAGAUUGGUGAUAUUCCAAAAAUAACCCCUCUCCAAAUCGCAUUAGGUUAUCCGCGGUCCGAUCCCUCCAGUCGAUUCUUCGUGCAGACUUAUAAGAAGUUCAUUGAGGGCUAUAAGACCAGUGAUGGGGUGCCUGGGGUUUCCCUGAUCAAAUGGUCCGAUGCGAGACAGAGAGUUGACCUCGAGUACAUGGCGAAAGGAUUUGCAAUCAUUGAAGGUCGAGGAAAGCAAUUUUGGCCCGCAAGCGAGUGCUCUUCUUCUGGGGACUCACUGAUCUGGCCACAGGAUGAUCAAAAAAUCGUCAAACUGCUUGCCCAACUCUUUUUUCGUCACAACCAGCAAGAACACCAAAAGGGCCUUAAUUCACCAUCCAAGAAGAAACCAGUUGCACGCCACGAGAGGCAGAGAUCCCAAACACUUGGACAAAGUAACGCCGUGUCACCUUCAGUUCCAAGCGAGGAAAUGGACACAGACCCAUGGAACGAAGUCGAUUCGGAUGAUGACCUUCCAGAUAUAGACCAUAUUCGUCCACGCCCUAUGGGACUAGAUAACCAAACUUCAUCGGCAAGCAACAUGAGGAACACAACACCGCCACCUCAGGCCUCCACAACUGCCAUAAAUACUCCGAGCCACACUGCAAUCUCUUCUGGAGCAACUGCACCUGUUGCUCAGAUGGCUCAACGCCUAGAGACCACCACCGUGGCGGGAACAAUCUUUCAGGCCAUAGAUGGUUUUACUGAGAAAUACACUUCAUCAGGCCGCAGCUGUCGACCGGUCCAACGCCUUAAUUUUGUUGAAACACCAACCUUUGACACGGAAGAUGAUUCCCAAUCCUUGUCGCCGCCUCCUAGUCGACAGAGUGAUCCGGGAUCCCGUCUCAGUCCAGAGCUUGGAACAGAGGUUCCUGGAGCUUCUCAUGUCGGAACCUCGCAGAACCCUCGCGCAACUUCAGAGCCAAUGUCAUUUGACAAGACUCAGUUGGCUACUGAAGACAUAACCCCUGUACAAGAGGCAAACCAGGCGACUAGUGCUAUGCCUCCACCUCCUCUCCCGCAAGCCACAUAUCAAACACCAGAGGCUACCACUAGAAGGCCAAGAUACGGUAUUAAAUACAGUGUCGAAAAGACACCCGGAAACCUCACACUAUGGGAGAAUUACGACAGAUUCGGCCCCAUGCCAAUGUCGGAGUUUCAAUAUAUGCAUGGCUUCAACGAUAUUGACGCUGUACGAUUCGUUGUUCAGCGCGAAGGUAGGAGUUGGGAUGAUAAAGUCCAUAAAAACGACGACGUUGCAUUUCAGGAUAUGAAGGUCCGCUUCCGAGGCCUAAUCAAAAAUGAUUUGGAUGGACUUGGCCCCGACUGCGGCUAUGUUCCAUACGAUAUCUGGAUCAUUCCGAUUAGGAGUUCCGAAACUGAGGGGAAGUAUUUCCGAGAGCAGUCGAUCACGCUGUGA